This is a messenger RNA of Scomber japonicus (chub mackerel), 2322 nucleotides long. RefSeq names its product N-acetylated alpha-linked acidic dipeptidase 2 (gene naalad2). Gene Ontology annotation, molecular function: carboxypeptidase activity. The record is from RefSeq and is a predicted model, not a curated record. NCBI's taxonomy places the organism in Eukaryota, Metazoa, Chordata, Actinopteri, Scombriformes, Scombridae. The coding region runs from base 1 to 2220 and encodes 739 amino acids. The transcript has 20 exons.
AUGAGAAAGGAGCGCAGGUCAAUCACACGGGUCUGGUGGAUUGUGAUUGUGACAGCUUUGGUCUCGCUGGGCUUCAUCAUAGGCUGGUUUGCUAAGCCUACACACUCAAACACAUCAAACACAUGUGCUUCAAGCCGUUAUCUGAGGGAGUUUCUGGAUGAAAUGCAGGCAGACCAGAUCAGGGAGCAUCUCAGGAAAUUUACAAGACUCCCCCACCUGGCCGGCACAGAGCAGAACCUAAAAUAUGCAGAGCAGUUCAAAAAAGAGUGGCAGGAGUUUGGGUUGGACUCAGUGGAGUUGGUGCCUUAUGACGUCCUGUUGUCCUAUCCCAACAAAUCACAGCCCAAUUACAUCUCCAUAGUAGAUGCACAAGGAAAUGAGGUUGUAAAAACGUCCUUAGCUGAGCCCGUCCCUGAAGGUUAUGAGGAUGUUUCUAAUAUCGUACCUCCAUACAGUGCCUUCUCUCCUAAAGGACAACCCGAGGGAGAUUUGGUGUAUGUGAACUAUGGUCGCACUGAAGACUUCUUCCAGUUAGAGAGGCAGAUGGGAAUCAAUGUUACUGGGAAAAUUGUCAUUGCCAGAUAUGGGAAGAUAUUCAGAGGCAAUAAGGUGAAGAACGCUAUUUUAGCCGGAGCAACAGGAAUCAUAAUGUUCUCCGAUCCAGCAGAUUACAGUGCUGCAGGAGUCAAGCCGUACCCUGAUGGCUGGAACCUGCCUGGUGGAGGAGCUCAGAGAGGAAACGUUCUUAACCUAAAUGGAGCAGGAGACCCACUCACACCUGGGUAUCCUGCCAAAGAAUAUACCUACAGAUCCAGCCUUGAGGAUGGAGUCGGGCUACCCAGCAUUCCUGUACAUCCCAUUGGCUACCAUGAUGCAAUAAACCUGCUUAAGAACAUGGGAGGACAGAUGCCCCCCAACAACUGGAAAGGAGCUCUUAACAUCUCCUAUAGGAUUGGUCCAGGCUUUACCGAAGACUUCAAGACCCAGAAGGUUCGCAUGAAUAUCCACACUAACAAUCAGGUAACCAGGAUCUACAACGUCAUUGGAAGGAUUAGAGGAGCUGUAGAGCCAGACAGGUAUGUAAUUCUGGGAGGGCACCGGGACGCCUGGGUGUUUGGAGCAAUCGAUCCCAUGUCUGGUGCUGCAGUGCUCCACGAAACUGUCAGGAGUGCCGGCAGGUUGCUCAGUAAAGGAUGGAGGCCAAGGAGGACGAUCAUAUUUGCCAGCUGGGAUGCAGAGGAGUUUGGUUUGCUGGGAUCUACAGAAUGGGCAGAGGAUAAUGCCAAGCUGCUGCAGGACAGAGCUGUAGCCUACAUCAAUGCAGACUCUGCCAUAGAGGGUAUGUACACACUGAGGGUUGACUGCACUCCAUCUCUGCACACGAUGGUGUACGACCUCACCAAGCAGAUAUCCAGUCCAGAAGAAGGAGAGGAAGGAGUUUCUCUUUAUGACAGCUGGCAUAAGAGAGACAACUGGACAAAUGACCGCGACGCACCCAGGAUCAGUAAACUGGGCUCAGGCAGUGAUUUUGAAGCUUAUUUCAUCCGUCUGGGAAUCGCUGCGGGCCGAGCCAGGUACACUAAGAACAAGAAAACAGAGCGAUACAGCAGUUACCCAGUCUACCACAGCGUGUAUGAAACCUUCGAACUCGUGGACAAGUUUUACGACCCGUCCUUCAGGAGACUUCGAGCGGUGGCCCAGGUGAGAGGCGGGCUCAUCUUCCAACUGGCAGAUUCCCAGCUCCUCCCCCUUGAUGCCAACCAGUACGCAGUCUCACUCGGGAAGUAUGCACAGAACAUCGCACAGCUGGCACAAGCGCAUCCGGAGAAGAUUAAGAUGUACAAGGUGUCAUUUGACUCCUUAUUUUCUGCAGUAGCGAACUUCACUGAUGCAUCCAGGGAAUUUCAUGAGCGCCUGGAAAACCUCAACAGAGGAGAUCCUCUGCAGGUUCGCAUAAUGAAUGAUCAGCUCAUGUAUCUAGAGCGAGCCUUUAUAGACCCCCUGGGUUUACCUGGCAGACCCUUUUACAGACAUGUGAUAUUUGCUCCCAGCAGCCAUAACAAAUACUCAGGAGAGUCUUUCCCUGGGAUCUACGACGCGUUGUUUGACAUUGAGAACUCAGCGGACCCAGAGAAGGCUUGGGAGGAAGUCAAGCGACAAAUCAGCAUUGCAACGUUCACCGUCCAGGCUGCCGCCAUGACGCUUACGCCACCCGCAUAAAGCACGCACAGUCUGAAGCUGUGUGCUCGAACAAUCAUGUGAUCAUUAUUUUUUACCACCUCAAUGCUAAAAGAGGAAAAUCAUCACCUGCAACACACAGAG